Annulohypoxylon truncatum is the source of this 2602-nucleotide messenger RNA. Its product is annotated as HAUS augmin-like complex subunit 6 N-terminus-domain-containing protein. The record is from RefSeq and is a predicted model, not a curated record. The transcript has 2 exons. Lineage: Eukaryota; Fungi; Ascomycota; Sordariomycetes; Xylariales; Hypoxylaceae. The coding region runs from base 156 to 2438 and encodes 760 amino acids.
AUUCACAGCUCCACCAUCCUACAUCUAUUUAUUCCGGAGGCACGGGAAACUAUUCGACUAAUUGUACGUUCCAAUACCUACUUGGAAGUCCUACCCAUCGAUACGUAUGGCAGCAUAGAAACCUCCUCCUACUAACCAUCGUCAACAAUGCCGCGAUGUCGCUUCAGCAAGCCAACACGUCGGCGGCACGAUCACGAUCGCUACGCGUCCCCGCCAAAACUGCCUUGACCGCCCCUCAGCCUGUCUCAGCUACCACCAGCUCGCCUCAGAUACCUACCACAACCUCUAACAUAGCUCUAUUCCUUACAAACCUACGUUUGCUAGACCUUGAUCUCGAACCCGAUUGGCCGGGAAUAACUCUCGCGACCUUCUCCGCGAAGGAUGCCGCGAGCGGGCAGAAGAAGCGGAUUCAGUGCGUGGAAUGGGCUCUAUACCAGCUUUUCACCCUUUGGGACUACAAUGAGACUCAAAACAAAUUGCGCCCUUUCUUUCCGCCCCUCGAUCAGAUACAGUCUACCAACCUUCGAGCUGCUCUGCUCCGGGGCCUCGAGCAAGCCAAGAAAAAUGGCGUCCUCGGUCGCGAUGCCGUGUUGCGAAAGACCAUGCUAGAUGAAUGCAAAGGCGAAAGACUCGAAGAAGUCCUGGCUGUCUUUUCCUCGGCGGUAUUGAAGAAAUUGGUGGCAGAGCGAGCGCUCAAUUCAGGGCCAGAAUACCGGCCUACUUUCUCGGAGAAUAUCUCCUUAGAGAACUGGGGUUACUCCGGGGACCGUACCGAGCUUAAUGCACUAUUGCUAGCUCACAAGGCAUCUCUACGUUCCUUAUUGACGAGGAAGAAUGCUGCGCGAGAGAAAUAUCGUGAUUUCGAAAAGCUGCUGGCAUCGAAGGAACAAGGCAUUGAUCAACGAAAAGAGCAAGUCAAAGCAGAUACCGAGCGAAGCGUGGCCGAAACGUCGGAAAAAGUGAAGAAAGAAGUCUACAAAAUCGUAAAGACUAAUUGGACCGGAAACGACCAAUGGAUCGACUCACUAUUGCUUAACGAUACUCCGUCGCGUAAAGGUGGGCUGCUAGGUACUAAGUUCGACGAUGUUUGGGCCGGCAUUCAUGAAGGGAGAAUUUCCGACCUCGAAGACCAGAAUUCUGGUCUACUGGAGCAGUUAGACAACCGAGUCCGCGUACAGAGGGCAAGAUUGGAGAAGUGGGACGAUUUUCGAAAGAAAAUGUUUGGAAAUAUGCCACAGCCACCCGCGGAGGACUCGAAAAAUAAGGGUAAAUCGAAGAGUGUUGAUCUCAACUUCACAGCUCAUCUACACUUAAACAUCGACAAGACAGACGCGAAGGACAGAGUCCCUCUCAGCGUCCCACCACCUCAGUAUGCCAGAAUCCUUAAUAACAUGAAGGCCGAGCUUGAUGCCAUCGGAAAACCGAAAAUUCCCGACUUCUCUAACCUUCUCGGGGGGUCAAGAAGGAGUUCCGUCAUUGACACAAAUGCGAACCUGGCAGCACCUCAGCCAGCGGCCGACCCAAUCUCCGACAUUAGUGAAUGGGAGGAUGAGGCAGAGGAUAAACGACCGGCUGAGAAGAUUGCGAAGCUUCCGGUUGGACGCCGUUAUCGCCUCAACCGUCCCAAGUCUACCGUCGAAACCAGAGGGCAGAUACCGAAAAUAUCUUUAUCUGAAGCCUCAUACGAUCAAGAUACCAACGACCUUUGUCUAUCACCAGAACUAGAAAACCCGGGAUUUGCGAUACCUCAAUCCUUCAUUUCAGCAAAGUCUCGAAAUAAAAGCCAAGAGCCAGCCGAGCCGGAGAACACAGCGUCAUUUUCAACUUCGUAUACGGCUCCUUCUCGUGAUGCUUCACCCACCGAAUUGACGCAACCGAGCAAGACAAUUGAACCCAUGCCGACCUCUCCAGAGUCUGUUUCUCCUACCCAAGCUAUGGCCGAUGAGAUAUUGGCAAAUAUGUUGAAUGCAUCACCCUCGCCAAUGAAGAAGCACCGCCACACCUUGUCUCUAGCCGAGAGGACACGCAUGUCCAUGUCGCGCACGAAGUCGUAUGAAAAAGACGAAGACCUAACUCAGCUAUCCCCCAUAAAACUGAACCACACGCAAAGUAGCUCCGAUAACACUACGAAUCGCACCGCAGAAAGGGGUGAAGAGUAUGAAGACCUAGUGGCCCGAACCCGACGGUCUAUGGCGGGUUUCGAGGCGGCACAACAAAAGGCACGAUUGGAAAGGAGACGGUCAGAGAGGAAGAGCAAGAUAGUGCCGAGGAAGGAUAACUACUUCCCUAGAUUGGAAGAGGAGAAUAUGAAUGACACGUCGAUCGCCGAGGAGCUUAUGGAAGACGAUGAGGUGGAUUACGAGGCUGUUUUCAAGAGCAGGCCCCGCGUUCAGACGAGCCCGUUGCCCAGCCCAUCUAAGCCGUGGAAUGGAGAAUGAGAUGACGAGUGAAGGAUGGGAAGCAGACGAGUUUUAUGUGAUGAGAAUGAUGUUAGUGAUACGGAUAGCAUGAUACCAAAUUGAUUUCCCGGUUACAAGUAAGUUUUGAGUGCGUGGCUUGAUGACUUAUGUUUAGGCUUUAAUCACCCCUUGUUUCAUUUCUG